AUGCAAUAUUGGUUUAUAAGAUUCUACUAUUUGUAUAUGGAUAUCAAAUUCAUGUCAUUAAUUAGACUGUAAUGUCAUAAUUACUAGAGUAAUUGCAUUGUAGCAUCCUCAUUUUAAGGAUGUAUGAAUAGACCAUCCAAUUUAGUAUGUUCAUAAUCUCCAAUUAAUGAUAUGUAUGAUACUCAUUAAGAAUGCUAAGUGUGGAAUCCAAAUUGUACAAUCUCAGAUUAUGCUGACUCUGUAGGAUGCUAAUAGGAAUAAACUUUAUGUUCAAAUUAUACUACUAAAAAUUAAUGUAAAAUUAUAUUAGAUUCUUCAUAUCCUUAUCCAAAUCCAUAAUCAUAUUGUUAUUGGGAUUACAUAACAUCUUCAUGUAAAAGCGCAUAUUAAAAUUCUUUAUAUUAAUCUGAUUAAAGAAUAAUUGGUGAAUUAACUCAUAAUGAUUGUGAAAAUUUUAUGAAGAUAUGCACAAUUAAUAAUAAUCUUACUAAAACAUGUGUGUCCCUUUAAGAUGACUGUGUUAAUUAUACAAUAUCAAGGCUUGUAUAUUAAAUAAAUAUUAAUAACCUUGUUAUUGUGAUAAAUUUUAAAAUAAAUGUCUUAAUUAAUAAUGUAAUUAAAAUGUUGAAGCUCAAACUGAAGCAGAAUGUUUUAAAUAAAAAAGAGAAUAUCUAUGUUAACUUAUUUAUGAUAAAAAUGGGGUUUCUGAAAUAGGUUGUGAAGAUAGAGUUAGAACAUGUUCUGAUAUAAAAUAUUAAAAGAUUUGUAAUAAAACUAUAACAAUUCAAAAUGAAAGAUGUUAUUAUUAUAAUAAUAAAUGUAAUGUGAUUGUUGAUGAAAAUUAAUGUUAAUUAAUUACUGAUGCGUCUAGUAAUGAGGAAUGUCAAUUUUAUCAUUAAUUUUGUUUAUUAUAAUAAAGUGGUAAGGGUUGUUAUGAUGUAAAGGAAUGUAAGAAUCUUAUGAAUACAAAUUGUAAUUCUAAUAUUAUUUAUAACAAUAAUAAGUGUCUUUAUUAUGGUAAUGAAUGUAGACAAAAUUUAUUUUGUGAUAAAUUAUUUACUUCUUUGAGUAGCUGUGAUAAUGUGAAAACCUUAAUAUAUUAUGCAGCUAUUAAUAUAUUGGACUUGAAUUAAAAUGUGUACCUUAAGAAUGUUCAAUAUUAAAUAUAACAGAUAAUAUUGUAGAUAAAUAUGAAGCAUGUUAAAAAUAUUCAUCAAUGUGUACAUAUAAUAUUAGUACUGAUUUAACAACAAAAUUUUGUAUGUAAAUUUUAAAUUGUAAUGAUCUAACCACAUAAGCAUUGA
This is a messenger RNA of Paramecium sonneborni, 1304 nucleotides long. NCBI's taxonomy places the organism in Eukaryota, Ciliophora, Oligohymenophorea, Peniculida, Parameciidae. The record is from the annotation of a GenBank genome assembly.